GUCUCAUAAGUAACUCUGGCAGUUCGCUAGCUCGCGACUGCUGCUGGCGAUGGCGCUGACGCUUCGUCGACGUAGCUUGACGCGGCUCUUCUUCUUGGGUGUUUUCAUUAUCCUUGUCAAGGUCUUCCUCUGGUCGCCGUCCUCCAGCUCGGUAUACCCAUACUCGCAAGAUCCAUAUCAGAUUCGCGAGGCCAAUGUGCUCGACUUGGUUGCUCGCUCAGGCAAAGCGCUUGAUGUCCAGAGACACAAGUUCUUGCAAGUGAGGAUGGGAAGGGACGAAAGAGAGGAUAUCUUUUCCGACCUGGUUAGGGAUGGCGUGCAAGACUUUUGGGAUAAGUAUCAGAAGCCUUACAUUCUCAACGCCGAGACGGCGAAUAUGGACGCCCAGUCCGUGUAUACAGCCAUCGACACCCUCUUGUCUCUGAACGGCUGGGUGGCGGCUCUAUGCCCCACCCUCACGCGACCGUUCGCCCAGAACAAAUACGAGGAUGCAUAUGACGAUCUCAUCGCCCAGAACCAUCUGUACUACAUUGGCAUCAUUGUCCACUCCGCCGACCACUUCCUGACUGACCAGCUUGCGGUUAUCGUGCAGCUCUCAAAGCGCCUCGGACCAAGCAACAUCUUCGUUUCCAUGCUUGACUACUCCAGCUCAGACUCGACGGAGACUCUGACCGACCUCGCCGAAGCGGUGCUGACUUUGCUUGGCAUACCUUUCAGAAUUCGCCGUGUGCCCGCCAUGACUGCCGAUCCUGAGGCAGCAUACUAUCCACUCGAGGAAGCUCAUAUGCGCAACCUCGCACUUGAACCUCUGCGGGAGCUCCACUCGAAACGGAAUAUCAAGUUCUUCCGUGUCAUUUGGCUCAAGGGCUUCACCUGUCCUAAUGACAUCCUUGAGACUAUCAAAGUGAGCGUUGCCAACGAAGCGGCUAUGGUAUGUGGGAUGGACUGGGCGAAGCACAACGACUUCUUCAUCUUCUCAGACCGUUGGCGUACGCGUGACAUCCUCGGCGACCAGUUCCGCCAGUCGCCCUCCUCGUCCACGCCCGACGCGGGCCCGCCUCGCGACAAGCUCGGCUCCGCGCGCUACGCGCAGCACCUCCCCUUCCAGGUGUUCUGCUGCGAGUCGGGCACGCACGUCGUCGACCCCGCGCAGUCGUACUACCAGGGCAUCGCGUACCGCGCCGGGACGGACUACUGGAACGCGACGAGCAGCCAGGGGCGCAGUGGGGACCCCGACGCGAACAGGCAUAGUACGGGGCAGAACAGUGGGCCGCCGGAGCGCGCGGGCAAUGCGCCGUGUUUGGACAGCAGCCAGGCGUGGUUCUGCAGGGACCUGUGGGUCCAGAAGGCGAAGGAGGGUAUGAAGGAGGAGGAAUUCUCGGAUGCGGUGGAGGGUGGGAACCGCAGGCGCAGGCGUACUCUCACCAAGAGGGAUCCGGACCCGGAUGAGGAGAAUGAGCGCAGACAGGCAGCGGGAGGGCGCGAAGUCGACCCGGACGCAAACGUGGGCUCGGACUACGACGCCAUGCCGGAUGACGAGUCCGAGGAUGUCGACCUACCCUUGCCGGACUCGGACGACGAUUCCAGAUUAAGCGUACCCAACUCGGUGUUCCGCCCUGCCAGGAUUAUGAUCAACCCCCGGUGUGUUACGACGUACGCUGAUGUGUCGCACACCCAACUCGCGCUGGACUUGUUCGGUCCCGAAAAGGACAACGAUAGUCCGGAGGAAGGAGUGGGCAAGUACGUGUUGGAGGAUUGGGAGGGCGCGCCAGAGAGCUUCAUAUGUCAGGAGCAGAGGCAAACCGGAGGACGGACAGCCCCUAAGAGCCAGAGGCGUCUCGAGUUCUCAAUACACGAUGAGUUAGAGAGGAGGAUGUGAUCGUCGUACGGGCCGCUUGAUGGACUUCUGUAGCACUGGGAUUAGAGCCGUGUCUUGUAUUAUUAUUUGAGGUAAAAGUACUGAUCGACAAGAGUUAGGUUAAUCAUAUUCAUUCAAGAUCCCGGGCCUGACCGGCA
This is a messenger RNA of Gloeophyllum trabeum ATCC 11539, 2016 nucleotides long. RefSeq lists its product as uncharacterized. The coding region runs from base 50 to 1879 and encodes 609 amino acids. The transcript has 4 exons. The record is from RefSeq and is a predicted model, not a curated record. NCBI's taxonomy places the organism in Eukaryota, Fungi, Basidiomycota, Agaricomycetes, Gloeophyllales, Gloeophyllaceae.